UAUUCGGCUUUACGCCGUGCGUUUAAUAAAGUAAAUAUUUAUAAUUCCUACAAAUGGCCAACAACGUCUCGUUGCGAAAAGAAUAAAAAAUAUUAAUAAAAAUCCAUCUUCUUGGCUGUCAGUUUUAUGGGAGAGCACUCGUCGAUGGAAAUAUAAUCAAAUAACGUUGAAGUAAUUCGAGUGUUUUGCCUACCUUUCGGAACAAAUCAAGCCAAACUUUCCCAAAAAGCAAAAAAAAAACGAGAAGUCGUCUGUCUCUUCCUGUGUGUUGUGUGUAUAGAGAUUUUGAUUUUACAACACUACGCUCUAGCAUCGUAGUAAACGUAUAUUAGGAGCAACACACCGUAGCAGAGCAAAGCUGGUUGGAUGUACAAAAAGACGCGCAAUUAUUAUUACAACUAUUGUUUUUAUUUGGUAAAGUCAAGCGUAGCGUAGAGAGUAGGAGGUCUACGAAAAGACAGCCAGAAAUAGACAGAAAAGCAUCAAUACUGGCUCAAUUGUGGGAGAAAAUGGAUGAGGCCCUGUACUCGGCCACCUAUGUGGAUAACUAUAUUGAUUCGGUGGAAAAUCUACCCGAUGACGUUCAGAGGCACUUAUCGCGUAUACGUGAUAUAGAUGUACAGUAUCGAAACCUCCUGCGAGAUGUUGAUCAUUACUAUGACUUGUGGAGAUCCCUGCAGAAUUGUGGUGAAUCGAAUAUACCCCGACGGGCACGUUCUGUUACCCGUAUGCAACAGAGUUUGAUACAGGCCCAGGAAUUGGGCGAUGAGAAAAUGCAAAUUGUUACCCAGCUACAGGAAUUGAUAGAUCAUAAGACACGACAACUGGACACGGACCAGAAGAAUCUCGAUAUCAAAGAGGAAAAGGAAGAUGUUAUGCACAUGCAAAUGGAUGAAUGUGGUGCACCGACACCGCAGAAGCAAACACGUACUCAAAGUCCGGCAAGAGUGGGGGAUUUGUCGACAUUGUCCGGAGCCAUUGCCAAUGGUAGGUUACAAUUUUGGAAUGGGGGCGAAAGGAAACAAAUUCUUAAUGCUUUUUAUUUUGUUGUUCUAGGUUAUGGUGCCUCUGGCUCAAAUUCUGCUGGUGGCGGAAACUCCACACCAAACUCGGAACGUUCUGUGGGUGGCAGUAAUAUGACCACAAGUGGCAACAAUGCCAAUGGAAACAGCGGCCUUCUUAAUUCAUCCAGCCUGGAAAAUCAACGAAGCAAUAGCAAACGUUCUCGGCGCCGAAAUGACACCGUGGGCAACAUGGAAUUGGGUGGUAAUGAAUCCAACUCGGCCAAUGAAGGUGGCAGCAAUGGCAAUGAUCGCAGUAACAAUCAGAAAUCUUCAAGUGUGGCGGCGUCCCAGAAGAAAAGUGGUGUACAAAACAUGGCCGGAUCAGCGGUGGCAACAUCAGCUGUUACUGGAUCCGGUUCAGGAUCGGGUAAUGGCAGUGGUUCGGGUACAAAUCAUUCGGGCAAAAAGAAGAAACGCAAGGCCCGCGGUGCUGGCGCUCAGUCAUCGGCCCAAGCCAAUGCGCGAGAGGAAACACCACCACCAGAUCCCAUUGAUCCUGAUGAGCCGACAUACUGUGUAUGCAAUCAGAUAUCCUUCGGCGAAAUGAUUCUCUGCGAUAAUGAUUUAUGUCCCAUUGAAUGGUUUCAUUUUUCAUGUGUCUCGCUGGUAUUAAAACCCAAAGGCAAAUGGUAUUGUCCGAAUUGUCGUGGCGAUCGGCCCAAUCUUAUGAAACCCAAAGCUCAAUUCCUUAAGGAACUGGAACGUUACAACAAAGAAAAAGAGGAGAAAACGUAAGCCUCCAAUGACGGCUACCACCACCAUCCCCCCACAAUUUUAUGUUCAAAUCGAAGCACCGAACGACAUCAAUCCCCCGACGAUAUAUAUGUAUACAUUAAUAUUGAAAUUAUUUGAUUUCACAUUUAAGAAUAAGAAAACUUUAGUAUGUAAACAAAAAAACCAAGAGGGAAAGGUUGCGAUUUUCUUUUUUUAUAAAUACCGGUUAAUAAUGAGCGAUAUAUAUUAUUAUUAAUUAUAUAUAUAAUGGACUGUUUUUCUUUUUGUAAAAAGGCUAGAAGGAUAAUGUUAUGUUUUCUAUAAAAAAAAAACACACACACACACUCAAACUUAAUGCUAAUAUAUUUAUGUCGUUAAAAACGUUUUAUCUUCUUCUACGACUGUAGUGUACAAAA
Molecule: messenger RNA, 2194 nt
Organism: Musca domestica (house fly)
Lineage: Eukaryota; Metazoa; Arthropoda; Insecta; Diptera; Muscidae
Product: inhibitor of growth protein 1
Exons: 3
Coding region: 510-1799 (429 amino acids)
Biological process (GO): positive regulation of DNA-templated transcription
Cellular component (GO): nucleus
Source: RefSeq, a predicted model, not a curated record